AUGAGUCGUAGUGACAACCACAUCGAUGUAGAGGCGCUACGUCCGGAAGGGACCGAAGGGUCGGGUCCCUUCGGCAUUAACCAAGAGACCCUCAGCGCCCUGAACGAGGAUAAGUCGAGCGCGCUUGUGGCGCGCUAUGGUGGCAUCGCCGGCCUGGCGGUCGCCCUGGACACCAGCCUCACCGAUGGGGUGGAGGUCGACGGCCCCUCCGGGAUCGAUGCGCGGAGGUCGACCUUCGGUGCCAACGUGCACAAGCAGCUCCCGCCCAAGGGCUUCUUCAAGCUCUGGUACAAGGCUUUAAAGAACCCGGUGCUGAUCAUCCUGACGGUUGCGGCCGUCAUCUGCACCGUCAUUGGCAGCGCAGUGGAGUCUGCGCGCAACAAGCACGCCUACGUGGAGGGCAUCGCCAUCGCGGCCUCGGUUUUCAUUGUCUCCAUCGUCGGCGCCCUCACCGACUGGCAGAAGGACCGGCAGAUGCAGGUGCUGAACGCGCGCAAGUCGGUGAUCGAGAUCAAGGUCCUGCGCGGCGGGCACCAGUGCCUGUGCCUGAAUACCGAGGUGGUGGUGGGCGACAUCGUCCUCCUGCACACCGGGGACAAGCUGGUGGCGGACGGUUACUGUCUGGAGUCCAACGCGCUGGUCAUCGAUGAGGCCAGCCUGACGGGCGAGGCGGACCCAGUGCGCAAGGGCCCGGCCGACCCCUGGAUCCGGUCGGGGACGCAGGUCAACGAAGGCUCUGGCUCCAUGCUGGUGCUGGCAGUGGGCGAGGCCAGCGAGUGGGGCAAGACCAUGGCCCUGGUGCAGACUAAGACGGGGAAGACGCCCCUCCAGGAGAAGUUGGACCUGCUGGUGAUUGCCAUCGGCAAGCUGGGCGUCAUCAUCUCCCUGGUCUGCUUCCUGGUGCUCAUGAUUCGCUGGAUCGUGGAUAACGGCGGCUUCCCCCUGGACCUGUUCGCCGAGGGCCCGCUGGAGUACUUCAUCAUCGCCGUCACCAUCAUCGUGGUCACGGUGCCGGAGGGCCUGCCCCUGGCGGUCACCAUCGCGCUGGCCUCCACCAUGAAGGCCAUGCUCAAGGACCACAACUUCGUGCGCGUGCUGUCGGCCUGCGAGACCAUGGGCGGCGCCACCACCAUCUGCUCCGACAAGACCGGGACGCUGACUGAGAACCGCAUGACCGUGGUCGACGGCUGGUUCGCGGGGGCUGCGACCAAGGGCCUGCCGGACUGGGCCGACCUGCCGCAGCCGCUGGCCGAGGCGGUGACCGAGAACGUGGCGGUCAACUCCAGCGCCUACCUGGUGGAGAGCGAGCACGGCGGCGUGGACUUCGUGGGCAACCGCACCGAGUGCGCGCUGCUCAUGCUCCUGCGCGGCUGGGGCCAGGACUACCGACGCAAGCGUGAGGCCCUGGCCGCGCAGCUGGUCACCGUCUACGACUUCACCUCCGCGCGCAAGAUGUCCAGCGCGCUGGUUCGGCGCGAGGGCGCGGGUCUCACACUGCUGUGCAAGGGCGCGGCGGAGAUCGUGGUGGGGCGCUGCACGCGCUACGCGGGCGCGGGCGGUGCGGUGGAGGACCUGGGCGAGGGCCUGCGGCAAGAGCUGCUGCAGCUGGUCACCAGCAUGGCCUCCCGCGGCCUGCGCACGCUCUGCCUGGCUAUGAGGGACAUGGACAUGCCGGAGGGGGGCGCACGGAAGGACAGCUUCGAAGAGCCGCCCGAGACCGACCUGACCCUGCUGUGCAUCGUGGGCAUCAAGGACCCUGUGCGCCAGGAGGUCCCCGAGGCGGUGGCCACCUGCCAGCGCGCCGGCAUCGUGGUGCGGAUGGUGACGGGCGACAACAUCCACACCGCCUGUCACAUCGCGCGGGAGUGCGGCAUCCUGACCCCGGACGGCGUCGCCAUGGAGGGGCCAGAGUUCAGGAACAUGGACGAGGCCAAGCUGCGGGCCCUGCUGCCCAAGCUACAGGUGCUGGCACGUUCCUCGCCCACCGACAAACACACCCUAGUGCACAACCUGAAGCUGCUGGGGGAGGUGGUGGCGGUCACUGGGGAUGGCACCAACGACGCCCCCGCCCUCAAGGAGUCGGAUGUUGGACUGGCCAUGGGCAUAGCAGGCACGGAGGUGGCCAAGGACGCCGCCGACAUCGUCAUUUUGGACGACAACUUCUCCUCCAUCGUCAAGGCGGUGUUGUGGGGCAGGAACGUGUUUGCCAACAUCCGCAAGUUCCUCCAGUUCCAGCUCACCAUCAGCCUGGUGGCCCUCAUUGUCACCUUCAUCGCCGCGGUCUCCACGGGAACACUGGCCCUGAACGUGCUGCAGCUGCUGUGGGUGAACCUGAUCAUGAACUCCUUUGCCGCCCUCGAGCUGAUGGACGACGAACCACAUGGGCGGGACUCAUCCCUGGUCAGCCGCACCAUGGCCAAGAACAUCCUUGUGCACACGCUGUACCAGUCCUUCUGGCUCUUCCUCAUCUUCUACGGCAUGCCACGCCACCUGCCCUCCUUCCGCACCCCCACCAAGUGCGAGUACUUCCAGGCCAACACCAACCUGUGCUGCCUGGCAGACAGCCAGAGCUGCCUGGACACCUAUGGCGGCAUCUACCAGCCAGGCGAGACCCCCCUGUGCCAGCUGUCUGUGGAUGGCGGAUGCGUCAUCCAGGAGCCUCGGCCGGAGGAAUACUGUGACGGCAAUGCGGAUGGCUGUGAACGCUGGAGGUUCAUGGAGCAGACCUACUUUGAGGCUGACGACGAGUAUGCCGAGGCGGAGUACGACGCCCAGGAGGCGGUCAGCAGCAUGGUCUUCAACACUUUCAUCUGCAUGCAGGCAAGUGAAAGGAGCUUCGUGCUUUUGGUUUGGCUCUUCAACUUCCUCAACGCGAGGAAGCUCCGGGACGAGUACAACAUAUUUGCAGGGCUCUUCAAAGGCUACCUGUUCAUCGGGAUCCUGUUCCUCAUAGCUGGGCUGCAGGCGAGCGUGUUCAGGCUCCAAACCCAGUCCGGCCUUCAAUGGGGCAUCUCCCUCCUCAUCGGCGCGGGCGGCCUGCCCCUGGCCCUCAUCGCCAAGUUUGUCACGAGGCGCUGGUUCCCCAUCAAGGAGCCCACGCCCGAGGAGCUGAUGAAGAAGCGCGCCACCUUCACUGACCCCAAGGACCUGUACCGCCGGCACUGGUGGCAGUGGCUGCGGCCCCCCCCGCCCAAGCACAUCCGCGAGCUGUGGAAGCGUGGCGAGUCGGAGCUGGCCAAGGUCAGCGGCGACUCUGCGCUGAAGAAGAGCAGCGCUGGGUCCGAGCUGAAGAAGAUGAGCGGGACCCCUGGGCGCAAGAAGGGCGGCUCCGGCGACGACGACACCCUGGUGAAGCACGGGAGUUCCACGCUGCGCUCCCCCCGUGCCAGCAGCACGCACCGCCUAACCCGCGGCGGCAGUGCCGGCAUCGUGUGA
Molecule: messenger RNA, 3435 nt
Organism: Auxenochlorella protothecoides
Lineage: Eukaryota; Viridiplantae; Chlorophyta; Trebouxiophyceae; Chlorellales; Chlorellaceae
Product: Calcium-transporting ATPase PAT1
Exons: 13
Coding region: 1-3435 (1144 amino acids)
Biological process (GO): calcium ion transmembrane transport
Cellular component (GO): membrane; intracellular membrane-bounded organelle
Molecular function (GO): P-type calcium transporter activity; ATP hydrolysis activity; ATP binding
Source: RefSeq, a predicted model, not a curated record